AUGGAGAUGAUUGUUGAGGGUUGUCAUCAGUCCUUUGAUGAUUUCGACUUGGAAAAUGAUACCCAUUUUCAGUCACGCCUCCGGUAUUUUGGUGGGUUAUUUUUGUCAGUCUACCAGGGCUGGGUUUACUUCCUACACCAGACAGCUCGCGAAUUCCUACUUGGGGAUUUCACAUCAUCCACGACCAUCGCCCUCGAGCCACGCUGGCAUCAUUCAACCACGCUCCAAGCGGCGCACACCGUCAUCGUAGAGAUCAAUGUCCCCUAUCCGAAUUUUGUUGACCUCAGCUUUUCUACGCCAGACACAGAGGAAGAAAUGGACGCAUUAUUGGGCAUCUAUCCCUUCUCCAGUUGCUAA
Molecule: messenger RNA, 357 nt
Organism: Clonostachys solani
Lineage: Eukaryota; Fungi; Ascomycota; Sordariomycetes; Hypocreales; Bionectriaceae
Source: the annotation of a GenBank genome assembly